This is a messenger RNA of Prunus armeniaca (apricot), 486 nucleotides long. The record is from the annotation of a GenBank genome assembly. NCBI's taxonomy places the organism in Eukaryota, Viridiplantae, Streptophyta, Magnoliopsida, Rosales, Rosaceae.
AUGGACCGUCGUCUCCGUACAGGCACGGAAUAUCCCAGCUCGGACUGUCCGGCGCGCCUGAAAUCCAAAGCCCGGAUGAUCAACUCCGUCUCCGCUCUGGUCGACAUAGCCAGCCGCCUCUCCAAGAAGCUCAAGGCUAAGCCGAGGAGCGCUAAUAACUCGAAAAUCGUCCCCAAGUCAUCGCCGAUGAGGAAGCCGAAGCAGCUGAUGUCGACCAUAAGCAACAAGGCGAUCACGUUCCUGCACAGGAAAAAGAUUGGCGAGGAAUCGGAGGGCGCUCACCUCGAGGAUAAGGAGGAAGAGUGGGGGAACGGCGGGGUCUGGCAGAGGUCUAUCCUGAUGGGGGACAAGUGCGAGCCGUUGGAUUUUUCGGGCGCUAUUUAUUAUGAUAGUCACGGGAACCAGCUGAACGGAGCACCUCUCCGGUCCCCACGUGCGAGUCCCUUGCCUGGGUACCUCGAGAGGGCCGCUCAUAAGAGAAACUGA